Molecule: messenger RNA, 628 nt
Organism: Linepithema humile (Argentine ant)
Lineage: Eukaryota; Metazoa; Arthropoda; Insecta; Hymenoptera; Formicidae
Source: RefSeq, a predicted model, not a curated record
UUUUAAUCAUGUUCAGUAUGUGCAUUUUAAAGGGAAAAAGAUUGAGGUUAUGAAGAUUAAAUAGCUCAUUUUAAUGUUUUUUGAAUAAAAUAUAAAAGAAGCACUAUUUUAUAUUUAAAUAUAUCACAAUGUCAACGCGGUGGUAUCCCAUUUAUCAAAGAGGUAAUCCACAACUAAGAGUGUUUCUGCCAAAUUUCUGGAUGAAACUUAUUCAACCUGUAAAUAAACAGCCUAACAAUAUAGUUCAGUUUCAUUGUUCUAUGGAAAUGACUAGGUUUGAUAUAAAGAAUUACUUAAAAAAAAUCUACAAUGUCAAUGUGCUCGAUGUGAAAACUUAUAUAGCGAUAGGAAAAACCACAAGAGAGAAGCUGCAAGGCUCUGUUAUUAAAGAGGAUGAUAGAAAAUUAGCCUAUGUUGUAUUGCCGGAGGACCAAUCGUUUGUAUUUCCCAGUCUAUUCAAGGAAGCACAAGGCGAAUUUGAUGAAAAAAGCAUGAAUGAAGCUAAAAAGGACUUGCAAGAGUUUGUAGAAUCAAGCAAAGCACCGGGAUUGCCUGGUUGGUUUAGGAUAUAAUAUGUAUAUUAUAAGAUUUAAAAGUUUACUCAGUUAAUAAAAUAUAUUUGUUAAUA